AUGGCCCGCAAGCGCACAAUCAUGCUUGCGCUGGCUGCUCUCAUUGCGGGUUCAUACUGCACGCUCUUGCCCUUCGUCGGCUUCUUCAUCCGGCUCACAAAAAGCGUCGUUCUCAACGACGCGCUCACUCUGUUUUACGCCGUCGUCUACUGGGCGCCCUUCUCGUUUGUCAUGAACGUCUACGCGCGCCUCUUCCUCUCGCACAAGGUGGCAACCUUCCGGAAUGCCCGCCCCUCCUUCGUCAAGAAGAACGCCUACAACUACUCGUCCGACACCGACAUCUUCUACUCCAAGGAUUACUCCGACCUGGACGACUCGUUAGAAGAAUGGGGCACCGUCGAGUACCUUCCCUUUGUGUACAACGCCGUCCUCAACAAGUACAAUACCCGACUCAACUUUAAGCAGGACCUGCACGGGCCGCUGCUUGAUCUUGUCACCCACUCGACCGAUGACGAGUUCCGCGUCCUCGACAUCGGACCUGGGACGGGCAACUCGACGAUGGACAUCUCGUCCGCACUGCGCAACGCGUGCGUCUGCUGCCUCGACAUCUCGGAGCGGCUGCUCAAGAUGUGCAAGGCGCGCAAUCCGCACGCGUACUGCUUCAAGGGCUCGAUGGAGGACACUCUCUUUGAGGAUGACUCUUUCGACGUCGUCUACAACUUUGGCGGCAUCAACGAGACCGACAUCGACAAGUCGCUAGCUGAGACGUGGCGUAUCGCCAAGCCCGACUCACUGAUCGUGCUCGCCGACGAGAACUUCGACGCGACCUCAUGGCUGAGGAAGCUGUGGGUGGUGUUCAUCUCCAACCUGACCUUCAUCCACAGCUACUACUGGGACAUGACCGCCUCGCGCCAGCCCAAGCAGCCCUUCCCCAAGAUUCGCAGUUGGUGCCCCGCCGCCGCUCAAAUCGCAUGCGGGUGA
Emiliania huxleyi CCMP1516 is the source of this 921-nucleotide messenger RNA. RefSeq lists its product as hypothetical. Lineage: Eukaryota; Haptophyta; Isochrysidales; Noelaerhabdaceae. The record is from RefSeq and is a predicted model, not a curated record. Bases 1 to 921 code for a protein of 306 amino acids. The transcript is spliced from 5 exons.